AUGCCCUCAGAUAUUAGAAGCUUUUUUGGUGGAAAGCCAGCUCAGAGCUCCCCUGAUGCACCAAAGUCUGCGAAGAAAGAGACUCCUUCUACUGCUAGAAAACAACCAGGCAGCAGAAAGGUGGUAGAGGAUAGCGACGACGAUGAGGAAGUUGCUCCAGUCAAAAAAUCAACCCCAAAGGCAAAGCCAAAGACUCAACCAAAGCCCGAAGAAACAAAAACAGAACCCACUACUACCUCGGAUUACUUCGCAAACUCCAGCAAGAAACGCGGUCGGCCAUCCAAGAACGAACCCGCCGACCAGUCACCUGCCGAAAUCGAAAUUCCAGCCGUGAAGAAAGACGCUGAUAAACGAUCUCCUGCAAAAUCUCCGGCCAAGCCUGCAGCCAAGGGAAAGGCUACGGCAAAAACUCCCACAGAGGCUCCAUCAAAGGCUCCAGCAAAAGCUUCCAAGAGAGCAGCAUCCAAGAAGGCCGUAAUCGUCGACAGUGAUGACUCUGACGAAGCUAUUAGCGAUGACGAUGAUGACUUUGACGGAGGUGACAGCAAUGACGAUGACGAUGACGACUUCGAAGCUGCCGACAGCGAGGAAGACGAAAUCCAAGAACCCGGUUCUGAUGAUGAAGACGACCUGGAAAUAGUCGAAGUCAAACCAGCAUCUUCAUCUAGACGGUCACAGAAGAAGACAGCUGUUGUUGAUGGAGAUGAUGAUGUCGUGAUGGAUGAGCUACCUUCACCACCACCCAAGACAACUCGACCCAGCCGAAAGCGCAAGUCGGAGGCUGUAGAUGAAGACAUUCCGUCACGUUCCAAGGCCCAGAAGAAAUCUACUUCUCCCGUUGCCAAGCGACAAAAGGCCGCCCCGAAAAGCAAAAAGGAGGAAGACGUACCUGAGAACAAGGAGAUUCAAGCCAUCUUUGACAGUAUUCCGACUAUUGAGGCCCCGCCACCACCUGGAGCUACCGGUGAGAAGGUCAAAUGGCAAUUUGGCCAACAGCGCAAUCGCACGCCACCAGCGGGUGGAUCUAAAGACAUCCCUGUCGGUGCUGAAAACUGCCUGGCGGGAUUGUCUUUCGUGUUCACCGGUGUCCAAGAGACCAUCGGUCGUGAAGAAGGCCAGGAGCUCGUCAAACGCUAUGGUGGGAGAGUUACUGGUGCCCCUAGCUCCAAAACCAGCUACGUUGUCCUAGGUAGUGAAGCGGGUCCUUCGAAGCUCAAUACUAUUGCUAAGCAUAAACUCAAAACAAUUAACGAGGAUGGUCUUUUCGAGCUGAUCCGCCGUUUGCCUGCCAAUGGAGGUUCUGGAAAAGCCGCUGCAAACUACGAGGCGAAACAGAAAGCAGACGAAGAGAAGAUGCGAAAGAUGGCAGAGGAGAUGGACGCUGAGGAAAAGAGAAAGAAGGAGGAAGCACAGAAGAAACAGGCGAAACAGACUUCGACUCAAGCUUCGCAACCAUCUCAAGCCUCACCGGCUGCCCCUUUUAACGAUCAGCUUUGGACCACCAAGUAUGCCCCGACAUCUACAAGCAUGAUCUGUGGAAACAAGGCUGCAGUUGAGAAGAUUCAAAAUUGGUUGCGUGACUGGCACAAGCAUGCAAAGGCGAACUUCAAGCACGGUGGAAAGGAUGGCAGUGGAACUUAUCGCACGAUCAUGAUUCAUGGCCCACCAGGUAUCGGUAAAACUACAGCCGCUCAUCUGGUGGCCCAACUGGAAGGAUACGACGUUGUCGAAUCCAAUGCCAGUGAUACCAGAAGCAAGAAGUUGGUUGAGACUGGUACUCUUGGAGUUCUUGAUACUACAUCUCUCCAAGGUUACUUUGCCGGAGUAGGCCAACAAGUCGACAGCAAGAAGAAGAAUGUUUGCCUGAUCAUGGACGAGGUUGAUGGUAUGUCCGCGGGUGAUCGUGGUGGAGUCGGUGCAUUGGCAGCUAUUGCGAAGAAGACUAGCGUGCCACUGAUUUUGAUCUGUAACGAACGUCGCCUGCCCAAGAUGAAGCCUUUCGACCAUGUCACAUUCGAUGUGCCCUUCAGACGUCCUACGGUUGAACAGAUCCGAGCUAGACUUCGCACUAUCUGCUUCCGAGAAAAGAUCAACAUUCCGCCUCCUGUUCUGGACAGCCUCAUCGAAGGAACGCAUGCCGAUAUUCGUCAGGUUAUCAACAUGCUUUCUACUGCCAAGUUAGACCAGGAGAGCCUUGAUUUCGACCAGGGAAAGCAGAUGUCAAAGGCAUGGGAAAAGCACAUCAUUCUGAAGCCUUGGGACAUUGUCAGCAAGAUCCUCAGUGCCCAGAUGUUCUCUCCAAGCUCCACAUCUUCCUUGAACGACAAAAUUGAGCUCUAUUUCAAUGAUCAUGAAUUUAGCUAUCUGAUGCUACAGGAGAAUUAUCUUAAGACUCGACCGACCCUUGCAGGAAGUUAUCGUGACAGAGAGCAGAACCUGAAGCUCCUUGAACUAGCAGACAAUGCUGCUUCAAGUAUCAGUGAGGGCGACCUGGUCGAUCGCAUGAUUCAUGGAACCCAGCAGCAAUGGUCACUCAUGCCUACCCAUGCCGUCUUCAGUUUCGUUCGACCAGCCAGCUUCCAAUACGGAAAUAUGACUGAAAGAGCAUCUUUCGCUGGCUGGCUUGGCCAGAACAGUAAACAAGGAAAAUUGACACGCUUUGUUAAGGAAAUCCAAGGUCACAUGCGCCUUCGGACUUCUGGCAACCGAGACGAGAUCCGCCAACAGUACAUGCCUCUUCUUUGGGACAAAUCCGUUCGUCGCCUCAUGGAUGAAGGCAAAGAGUGUGUCGACGAUGUCAUUGAUUUUAUGGAUUCCUACUUCCUCACGCGCGAUGACUUCGACGCGAUGAUGGAAUUGGGACUUGGACCAAUGGAUCAAUCAAAGGUCAAAUUGGAGACACAGACUAAAGCCACAUUCACACGUCUCUACAACUCACGCUCGCACCCCUUGCCUUUUAUGAAGGCUAGUCAAGUUGUCGCGCCGAAGAAGGGACCAAAGGAGAAGCCCGACAUUGAGGAUGCAAUCGAAGAAUCAGACGAAGAGGAAGUCGUUGAGGAGGCUGCUGCUGAUGAUGAAGAGGAGCUUGAUCUUAAGAAGGACAAGUACGUCAGCCAGCCGAAGAAGAAAGCUGCAAAGGGCGCAGCUGCGAAGGGUAAAAAGGCAAAGAAAGCAACCACCGAGGAUGAUUUCAUUGAUGAUGGUGACGAGAAGCCUAAGAAAGGCCGCAAACCCAAGGCUAAGGCCUAA
This is a messenger RNA of Penicillium malachiteum, 3249 nucleotides long. RefSeq names its product replication factor C subunit 1. Gene Ontology annotation, molecular function: DNA clamp loader activity; ATP binding; ATP hydrolysis activity. Gene Ontology annotation, biological process: DNA repair; DNA replication. The transcript has 5 exons. Bases 1 to 3249 code for a protein of 1082 amino acids. Gene Ontology annotation, cellular component: DNA replication factor C complex; nucleus. NCBI's taxonomy places the organism in Eukaryota, Fungi, Ascomycota, Eurotiomycetes, Eurotiales, Aspergillaceae. The record is from RefSeq and is a predicted model, not a curated record.